Molecule: messenger RNA, 757 nt
Organism: Lethenteron reissneri (Far Eastern brook lamprey)
Lineage: Eukaryota; Metazoa; Chordata; Hyperoartia; Petromyzontiformes; Petromyzontidae
Product: cilium assembly protein DZIP1L-like
Biological process (GO): cilium assembly
Cellular component (GO): cytoplasm; ciliary basal body
Source: RefSeq, a predicted model, not a curated record
GGCCCAAGCGGCGGGGGCUUCGCACGCGUUGUGAGGCCGCCGGUUAAAAAGGAAAACUUCCAUCGGCGGCUUCGUCGUCGUUGUCGUCGUCGUUGUUGUUGUUCAACCAGUUUACAACAAAUGUGCAAGUUUAAAACAGCUGCUUGAGAGGAGAAACCUCGUGGGCUUUCGACGCAAGCGUCGUUUGCCGGCUGUGGAUCACGAGAAGAGGUGUAGGUAGGUGCUGGUGAUGCCAGGACAGGCGGAUUUGCCCAUGAUGGGCGGCUCUUUCAAUCCAGGGGCCUUCGCGGGCCCUGCCGCCUACACGCCCGUGCUCAUGCCUUUCAAGUUCCGCGAGCGCAGGGAGGCUGUGGACUGGCGGCGUCUGGGCGCGGUGGACGUGGAGCGCGUGGCUCGCGAGGUCGACGUCGCCACGCUACAGGAGUACAUCACGACAGUGACGUACUGCGAUGUGACCAGCGAGCGCUGUGCGCGCUGCCAGGCGCCCGCCGACCCGUUGCUCGUGAAGCUGCUACGGUUGGCCCAGCUCACGGUCGAGUACCUGGUGCACACGCAGGGCUGCCUGGGCGCUGGCGCGCACGCCGCGCACACACGCACGCAGGGUCUAGCGGCGGAGCUGGGCCGUGCCCGAGCCGAAGCGGAACGCCUUGCGGAGGAGCUCAAGGCCGCGCGCGACGAGUGUCGCCGCAGGAAGAAGUUGGUGGCGGCGUUGCAACUCAUGCUGCAGGCCAACGCCAACCACUACCACAAGCCAUGA